UUUCCAUUACCCGAAACCCUAAUCCCCCAAUUUCUCUUCCAAAAUUUGUUCGAUCAAGAGAGCAAUUCGAUCACUUCCGGCGAUCAAAUUCUCAUUCAGGCAUUACAGAAGGUAUUAAGUCGACCGAGUGAACCAUCAUGAGAUUCAGAAAAGGAAGUCGAGUUGAGGUGUUUAGCAACAAAGAAGCACCUUAUGGUGCGUGGCGAUGCGCUGAGAUUGUUUCGGGUAAUGGUCAUACCUACAAUGUUAGAUAUUGCUCUUUCAACCUUGAACACGAGGAGACAGUGACUGAGAGAGUUGCGAGGAAGAUAAUUAGGCCGUGUCCUCCCCAAGUGGAUGUCCAGAGAUGGGAGACUGGUGAACUGGUGGAAGUUCUUGAUAACCAUUCCUGGAAAGCUGCCACUGUUCGAGAGGAGUUAUCUGGAAACUACUAUGUGGUUCGGUUACUUGGGACUCCAGCGGAAUUUACAUUCCAUCAAGUCAACCUCAGGGUCCGACAGUCGUGGCAAGAUGAGGAAUGGGUUGCAAUUGGAAAGAUAUCUGGUUCGUUGAAGUCAUCUACACUGACUGGAUCAGACGUACAUCAGAAGCUACAGCCUCAAACGAACAACAUACUCCUCCAUGAGCCUAGUGUUGUCUCUGCUAGAAUGUUAAAGAGGCCGUCACCCUACAACUUGUCUGGAUGUGCUGAAUCAUGCACAGGAAACCCCAAGAAGAUACGAUCACUGGAAAAAGAGGGACAGAAGCACCGAUUUUCUGCCUCCUCAAUGCAAAAGGUAGAUGCUGUUGCUUGCCGACCUGAAAAUAGGGGUGGUAAAUCUCACGUGCAAGCUUCCUUUAACAAUCACAAUACUGGUUGCUGUCAACUGGUCAGGGUAAGAUCAAAAGGGUUUAGUGAGAGUGUUCGUGCAGGAAGCUUAGUCGCUGAUGAUUGUUCUGAUAGCGAUGCAUGCUCAGUUGGUAGUUGUAGUGCUACUAGUUAUGAUGAGAGUGAUAUGCCACCUUUUAUGCUAGAUGACUCUAGUCACCAGGCAGACUCAUUUAGCAGCGAUGCUGAAUCUUCUUGUGGCCUCGGGGAAGAAGCAAGGAGGAAACAUUCAUCAGCUCGUGAUGGAGAAAGAAGGUCCUGUAGGUUUGAACUAUAUACUUACCGCAGUACUUUGGGGGAACUAUUUUCUUCUGGUCCCCUAAGUUGGGAGCAAGAAGCGUCAUUAACUGAUCUUCGUCUUUCUCUUAAUAUAUCAGAUGAUGAACAUUUGAUGGAGGAACAGUGUUGCCUUGUUCGGGGCAUGCAGACCUUUUGCUUCUAGAGGUUUAACUCUGAUGCUGGGGUUUACAACUUCUGCCUUGGUCGUCUGAAUGGUGUCCUGGAGUCGCCUUCGUCCACAGGGCUUGAAAGCUAUGCUUUAAGCAGGUUUCUUAGAUAAAUUUUACAGUCAGUGCUCUCUUUGUGGUAAUGUGUUAUCUUUGUGCUUCAUUAGAACUGCAUGGUGUAGAUCCUACCAUGUCUAACUAUACUAGCUUUGUACGUGAUUCUGAUAUAUGUAGAUUUAGAACACACUGUUUUCCAGUUACAUUGGUUCUGUUUUCGGUGUUUUUUCCAGAGGCAUAGUUCAUGACGCUCAUUCUUUCUGGAAAUAAACGUUAUGCCAGGGGAGAGGUAAGUGUGAAUAGGGUAAUGUGUGUGCGUCUAGAAGAAUAUAGAAUUGUAUAUGCUGUGUAACACAGCCUGUGUUCAUCCAGAAAAUAUGUCGUGAAUUGGUGAUGUUGAAUGAUUCCUUGUUCUGAUUUGUUCUCAUGACUUGCUUUCAUGGAAUUAAUCGAGAGGAAAGGGAACACAUGCCUGCUUUCUUGCUUAGUUAGUCGCAUGUGCUUUGUGGAAACUCUCCAAGCUCACUCUUCAGAUCCCUUCAGCAAAGCUAGUUUUUUUACAUGGCAGUAUGAAACUCCAAAGCCAAAUUCAUUAACUGGCACGAAGGUAUGGCGCCAUAAAUUGAACAUGUUUUCCUGAGUAGUGGCUUGCGUAUAUAAUAAAAACGAGUUCCUAAUCCUCAAGCAGACUUUCUUCCUAAUCCUCAAGCAGACUACCCAUGCAAAAGCAAUCUGACAAUAUUUCAGUUGUUGCUCCAAAGAUUUGUAUCUUUGUAUAUGUGAUGAAUGUUGUUAUUACAAGCCAUGAGCUGUCUUUUCUUCUUUGGCUACUUGCUUGCAAGAGGACAUCUUAGCCUCAAAUUUUGAAACUGAAAGCUGAAGCAAUCCUGGUAACAACUGAGCAGUAAACCAGAAAACAAGCCAUGAACCUGCAAUUUCAUUUUAAUGUACAAAAAUAUAACCUCCUCACUUGAUGCUUAAAAUGUAUAUCUAACUUAUAAUAUCCAGCUUUUUAUUCA
Capsella rubella is the source of this 2390-nucleotide messenger RNA. RefSeq lists its product as uncharacterized. The record is from RefSeq and is a predicted model, not a curated record. The transcript is spliced from 6 exons. The coding region runs from base 138 to 1310 and encodes 390 amino acids. NCBI's taxonomy places the organism in Eukaryota, Viridiplantae, Streptophyta, Magnoliopsida, Brassicales, Brassicaceae.